This is a messenger RNA of Ostrinia nubilalis (European corn borer), 3870 nucleotides long. RefSeq lists its product as uncharacterized. The transcript has 6 exons. The record is from RefSeq and is a predicted model, not a curated record. NCBI's taxonomy places the organism in Eukaryota, Metazoa, Arthropoda, Insecta, Lepidoptera, Crambidae. Bases 654 to 2054 code for a protein of 466 amino acids.
GCACAAACCAGUGGGUAGACACUUCUCAUACAAAAACUAGUCUCUAUAUGUAGCAAUUGAUAUACAACCUUAUCUCUUAAGCAAUAAAGUGCAUUUUGGAUUGAUUUCACUAUAGCAGGGGAACCCGCGGAUCAAUACCACCAUACUAAAAAUAAUUGUUAGUGUCCUUAAUGUUGGUAGUAUUGUUAGUUUGACAAAUGAAAAAAAAUGUCUGUCAAUUGAGUUUGAGUUUUUAACCGGCGAAUUGAUUCGUGUGAAGUUAUUUUCUCAGAUUUGGUGCAAUAUUACUGUAAAUAAACUUUUCUGUCGUUCACGUUGAGUUGAUUAAGUUCCUCCGUAUCGGGCGUGAUAAAGUUUGCUGUUCAGUGUUUUGUUUUUUGUGAGAUAGAGACUCUUUUAAAUAAGCUGUGUUUCAACUUCUACAGAAGUUUAAACUCUUAUUUACUUUUCUGUUUAAUGGGUAUGUUAUCUACUUACUUGAAAUAUUAGAUCUAUUACAAAUCUAUUUUUCAUUAAAAACAACCCUAUGUGAUGAAAAUGUAAAUGUACUUUCAAAACUGGUAAAUGCAUGAACCAGGGCAUUGACACUGGUUGGAGAGAAAUUAUAGGCUUUUUUUAAUUAAUACCUAUUUCAUUUUAGGCUUCUACUGAUAAUGGAGAGUAGAAACAACAAGAAGUGCGUUAUUUGUAAUAAGAGGCGAAGUCGUGGUGGAUCACCCUUACUUUUGAGUAGGUUUCCUCUGGAUUCUGACCGUUGUCGAAUGUGGGUUAAAAAUGCUGGCAUAGAAGACUUAGCAUAUGUACCUAUUGAAAAGUUACACCAACUUAAGUUUGUUUGUGGUGGGCACUUCACUCCUGAAUCCUUCAAUGCCAAAGGAACUCGGCUGAAGAACUCAGCUAUUCCAACACUGGAAUUGAGCAAUCCCAUCUUGCCAGAUGAAGUUUUGACAGAGUUUCCUCUUCAUGUAAAAGACUCCAAUAAAGAAAACCUCAAGACAGUUCUUUAUGAUCAUUCAUAUUGCAUUCCAAAGAAGUCAAAUCCAGUUGAACGAGUUCCCCUUACAACUACAACCAAACAACUAAAUUCAACAUGUUUGGGAGCUGUGGAUAUACCAGAUUCUGGUAUUUCUGCGAAAACAACUUUUGAACCUCUUCCUUCUACUUCCAAUGCACCAGAACAUAUGACCUAUAAACCAAUUACUCAUGAUGAUAAAAACAUUUGCCAUCAAGAUGCACAGGCAGAAAUAUUAGUCCACAGUUAUAAAAGACCUAAGAAAAACAUUGAAAUGAAAGACACUUCAUCAACAUUUACAAUUAAAGAGAAGAGGCUUUGGCGACAGUUACAAAAUGCAAAAAAAACAAUAAGGAAUAUAGCGAAGUCAAGAGUGAAUUUAGACAAGUUAGAUUCGGAAGUGCUGACAUCGUUAGUAAAGGAUGUAGUGCAGAAUAACAAAAAAAAGUCACAAGGAAAAAGGUGGACUUUAGCCAACAAAAUAUAUGCUUUGGCUAUAUUUAAACGGUCCCCUAAAGCAUACCGCUAUAUGCAAAAGCUGUUUACGCUACCAAGCACUAAAACGCUCCAAAGGAUUUUAAAAAAUAUACCAAUGGAGCCUGGUAUAAAUAAAAAUAUAAUUGAUAUGUUAGAGGCAAAAGCAUCAAGUAUGCCAAAGGAAAAUAAAUAUUGCUCGUUAAUAUUUGACGAGAUGGCGUUAAAGAAACGGAUAAUUUAUAACGAAAUUGCUGAUAAAGUGGAUGGCUACGUGGAUUAUGGAGAGGGCGAGAACAUGGGACGAGAAAAUAAAAUUGCAGACCAUGCGUUAGUGUUUAUGAUACAGGGUGCUAAACAUAAAUACAAACAAUAUAUUGCGCACUAUUUUGUGGAAGUAGGGUUGCCAGGUCCAAAAACACAAAAGCCGGACUCUGAGCUUCAUUUGGCCGGACAUUUUACCCUAAAAGCCGGACAUGUCACGGGGGAGGGGGGUUUAAUUAGUGUCAUAGCUCACGAGUGGUUAUUAUCAUCAUCGGUUGCCUAUCAUCCUGAUGCGUGCGCUUGAUAUUAUUCUGUGACUCGACUUUCGCCUGGCGCGGCAGCCACAUAUAAAGCCUAACAAAAGCCGGACAGGCCGGACAAGCCAAUAUUUGGCCGGACAAGACCUUAAAAAGCCAAACAUGUCCGGCUAAAGCCGGACGCCUGGCAACCCUAUGUGGAAGGCACAAUAUCAACAGCAAAACUGGCAAAAAUUAUAUCGGACAUCAUCAAAAAAUUAAAAGAAAUCGGAUUUGUGGUUCUAACAACAGUUUGUGAUCAGGGAUCUACAAAUAUAGGAGCUCUUAACAUGUUAAAAAGAAACUGUGGACAAGGCAUAGAUAGCAACUUUUUCGUAAAUAAUGACAAAAUUUUUAUAAUCUAUGACAUCCCUCACUUGUUCAAAUCAUUACGAAACAAUUUCUUUAAAAGUGGAAAUAUGUCUUUCGAUGGAAAAAUUGCACAAUGGAGGCAUUUGGUAGUUGCAGAAGAACACAACAGAAAUUUUUUAAAUUUUAAAAAACUGAAUAGUACCAUUGUAAAUCCAACAUUCAAAACUAAGAUGAGGGUGAAGUAUGCUGCGCAUGCUCUGAGUAAUACCGUGGCAGCUAUUUUUUUGAUUGUACAAAUGGUCCAUCAUCUUUAAAUGACGUAAAGAAAGGGAUCCGGGAAAAUGUUUCCACAUCAAGUAAUCACAUUGAGUCUUGGACCUUUUAUACUGAUAAGUUAAAAACCAUAAAAUUUAUAACAGCAGAAAACACGAUACUAAAAAAUGUUAAAUGCGUAAAGGGAUAUCAAAUAUCUAUCAAAUCCUUAAACGAUAUUUGGGAAAAGUUAAAGAAUGAAGGGUUUAAAUAUAUGAACCUUAGACAGUUUAACCAAGACUCUCUGGAAAACUUAUUUGGAAUCAUUAGGCAACACAGUGUAACCAAUAGAAAUCCCACUAUCACGCACUUUACUGCAGCGCUUAAAACAAGCAUGGUUACUGGGCUGAAAGUGCCUCAUAGCAGAAGUGCUAAUUGUGAAGCAGACAACAAUAAACAUAUGCUGGAAUAUAAAGACAUUUUAAAAACUAAUUUAAAAGCAACAGAAAUAAAAAUUAAUGUUCAAGAUUCCACAGACACUGAAUUUUAUCCUGUGUUGUCUAUCCCGGACCCUGAAAACUUAGAACAGCCCAUUGAAAAUUUGUGUAGCCUUGAAAACCAACCAGUAGUAUAUGUAAGCGGGUAUUUAGCUGCCAAACUAUUACAGAACAGUUCUUGUUUAAUUUGUGAAGAGUGUUUGAGCGUGAAAACUCCUGUUGACAAUGAUUUGUAUGCAUAUAUAUCUCUUCGCGAAUGGUGGCAUGAUAAAAAAAGUCUCGUUUAUCCAACAAUUCAAUUAUGUACCACCGUAAAUGAAGCUAAACAAUUUUAUCAUGACCAUAUUGCCGACCAGAUAUAUAUGGAAAAUGUUGGAAAAUUCAUUUUCUUAAUGUUGAGUACAAAUUGUAAUUUUAGUUGGUUUAAAUGUCAACAACAUAAUAAAGAAAUUUAUGAUAAGAUGUUUAAAAUAUUAAGUUACCUUUUUCUAAGAAAAAGUUGUAAAAUCAUUAAUGACAGCUUCAUAAAAAGUGAAAACAAUUUUGCUGACAAAAGUAAAAAAGCACAGCAACAAAGCAUUGAAAAGUAAUCUUGAGGCUGAGGUUCGAUCAGCUGAUAAGAAAAUUAAAGAUGUUUAUAGAUAAAAAUCCUAUUUUUUCUUAGAAAAAGUUGUGAAAAUAAAAGUUUACAAAAUUAUCAUUUCUGUACUUUGUUAUAAUAUUCAAUAAUUCCUCAUGCCUACAACUGCUAUGUCAUGUUCAA